AUGGCCCUAAGCCAGCAACCCCAGUACGAAACCAUGCAGCCACCCGCGACGCAGCGGCAGUCCAUUUCGAACGAGGGGAACCAAGGGUACCCAAGCGAUGGGCCGUAUGGAAAUUAUGGAUUACAAGCGGCGCAGCAGGACCCAGGCUGGAUACAGCGGGUGUUGGAGGAAAUGAAAGACAUGCUUCUGCUCCUCAAUGCCCAAGGCCACAUCACCUAUGCGUCGCCCUCGGCGAAGCAAAUCACCGGGCGCUCUCCUAAACAACUUGAAGGGAGCCCAAUAACGCAACAUAUCCAUGAAGACGACCAGGCAGUCUUUCACCGCGAUAUGGAUGACUCGGUCGCUUUGAAUCGUCCAUUUCGCACCCAUGUCCGAUUCUCCAAGACAAACAGCGGCUACUGCCUCGUCGAGCUCAACGGACACCCGCAUAUUGCCAGUGUAGAUUCGUCACGAAAUACGUCUCCUCAGGACCGAUGCACGGGAUUCUUCCUUGUGUGUAGACCUCACCCUUCAAAGAACUCGCUGCUACUCGAUUCUUUCCUUGAGCACAAAAUUGAAAAUGCGCGACUGGUGCAACAGAUUGCCAAGCUUAAACAAGAAGAGGAAGAGGAAGCAAACACGGCCCGGGUACCAUACGGAAAGAUGGAUAAUGAUCAAGCCCUGAUUGAUAGCGCCAAUGUACAGGCCAUGCUGAGCGACCCAGAAUCUAGCGAAACGGCUGCAGUCUUAUCAGAUGAUUCUGAUCCUAGUGAGGGGGCAGAUUUCUUCGACCAAGUGCCUGAGGCAGAGGGACCAAUGGCGCAUGUGAAUGGUAUCGAAAUUAUGACAGGUCUAUUCUAUGGUGAUGGCGAGCGGUCGCAGGGCCUUAGCACUGGUGCGCGGCGAGGUCGAUUGGUUCACUGUGAUAUCGAUAUUACCACCACUGAAGACCAAGCACGAAAUUUGCAAGAGGGAGACAGACGUAAGCGACUUAAGGGUCAGCAUGUCUGCAGUGAUUGUGGAACCGCCGACUCCCCUGAAUGGCGGAAAGGACCUAACGGCCCCAAGACUUUAUGCAAUGCCUGUGGUUUGCGCUGGUCCAAGAAAGAGAAGAAGCGCCAGGAGCCUUAG
This is a messenger RNA of Penicillium verhagenii, 1110 nucleotides long. Its product is annotated as GATA transcription factor LreB. Gene Ontology annotation, biological process: regulation of DNA-templated transcription. Gene Ontology annotation, molecular function: zinc ion binding; sequence-specific DNA binding. The transcript has 2 exons. Lineage: Eukaryota; Fungi; Ascomycota; Eurotiomycetes; Eurotiales; Aspergillaceae. Bases 1 to 1110 code for a protein of 369 amino acids. The record is from RefSeq and is a predicted model, not a curated record.